Molecule: messenger RNA, 1631 nt
Organism: Capsicum annuum
Lineage: Eukaryota; Viridiplantae; Streptophyta; Magnoliopsida; Solanales; Solanaceae
Product: protein PAM71-homolog, chloroplastic
Exons: 10
Coding region: 223-1296 (357 amino acids)
Biological process (GO): manganese ion transmembrane transport; calcium ion transmembrane transport; Golgi calcium ion homeostasis
Cellular component (GO): chloroplast; Golgi apparatus
Molecular function (GO): calcium ion transmembrane transporter activity; manganese ion transmembrane transporter activity
Source: RefSeq, a predicted model, not a curated record
CUACUUCUCCAAAACGACAUCAUUUUAUAACUUCAUCAGUUUAUCUCAAAAGUAUUCAUCAAAGUACGUGGCAUCUGCAAAAUCCCAACACUCCAAACACUUCUAAUCAGUUCUACUACUUGUGUGUACUUUGCAGAUUUUUGAAAGUGUACAAAUGACUAUAUAAUAUAGUAAAAAAAAAAUAUAUACAAUUUUUUUGUUAGUAGAAUUAAAGUAAAAAAAAUGCAGGGGUUAGCUUUUCAAUCAACUAAUACUAUAGUAUCAAGUUAUGGCAAGAAAAAGUUUUCAUUUUUUAAUGUGGUGGAUUCUUUUCCUGCAAAACCAUCAAUACCAAGAAGGAGAAUUUUGCCUUUAUUAAGAUGUACAGCGCUUCCGAAGUUGCAUCGAAGGCAUAACAGAAUUAUACCAUAUGCAUCUAAUGUUGGUGUUGGCUCUGGAAGUUUUGAAGAAGGUCAAGGAAACGAAAGCCACAAAGUUUCAGUCAAUCAGCCAUCUGCCGAUGGUUCAUCGAAAAUUGAGUCCCUUCCGAGUCAAAUUCCUUAUCCUCUCUCUAUAGCUCUUGUGCUAUGCGGAUGUUCUUUAGUAUUUUCGCUGAUUGCCUUCACGAAAGGAGGACCUUCAUCACUUGUUGCGGCAUUUACGAAAUCAGGGUUCACUGCUGCAUUCUCGUUGAUAUUUGUAUCUGAGAUUGGAGACAAGACAUUUUUCAUUGCUGCUCUUUUGGCCAUGCAAUAUAAGAGAAUACUGGUCCUUUUGGGAUCAAUGGGGGCUCUUUCACUUAUGUCGGUCCUCUCUGUCAUAAUAGGACGGAUCUUUCAUUCAGUACCUGCUCAGUUUCAAACAACGUUGCCUAUUGGAGAAUAUGCGGCUGUUGCGCUCCUGUUCUUUUUUGGUCUUAAAUCAAUUAAAGAUGCAUGGGAACUUCCAAGCGACGACGUUGAGACUGGUGAAAAGAGUAGUCAGGAACUUGAUGAAUUUGCAGAGGCUGAGGAGCUUGUGAAGGAAAAGGCAUCAAAACGGCUCACAAAUCCGCUUGAAAUUUUGUGGAAGUCUUUUAGCCUUGUAUUUUUUGCUGAAUGGGGAGAUCGAUCAAUGCUUGCUACAAUAGCACUUGGUGCAGCUCAGUCUCCAUGGGGCGUGGCAAGUGGUGCCAUUGCCGGACACUUGGUUGCUACAUCCCUCGCAAUACUUGGAGGUGCAUUUCUCGCCAAUUACAUUUCUGAGAAACUGGUUGGUUACUUGGGUGGUGUCCUAUUCUUAGUAUUUGCUGUUGCUACUUUGUUUGGAGUCUUUUAGCCAAGUUUCACCGAAGAGAAGACAAAAUCGAGAAGUUCCAAGCUGCUUAUUAGCACCGGAUAGAUACUCAAGAAAACGCCAGUGGUAGAGGUCACGAAACUCCUGAUGUACCAUAGAUCAGUAACAUAUUCAUGUUUGGCAUAAAUCAAUGACAUACUUGUACUACUACUGUAGGAUAAGUAGAGAAGAAACUAUAUUAGUGGUCCUUAGGCAACACGAGAUGUGAAAAAUCCUAUGGCCUCCAUCAGAAAAUUUUACUGAGACUUGAUUUCUUUUCCAUGAUUGUUGUAACCAAGUUUUGUACCAGUAUGUGAAAGAAUCAAGAUUUCUGUUUA